CCAUCCCACCACAUCCCUAACAUCAUCAAUCAAAACCACAACUACUUUGGAAAUGAGGGGUUGGGCAUUUACGCUUCUCUUUCUACUAUCUUCAUUUCUAGGGGCCUUAGCAGAGCAAUGUGGUAGUCAAGCUGGGGGUGCUAAGUGCCCUGGGAACCUAUGCUGUAGCAAAUUCGGUUGGUGCGGCAACAAACCAGAAUACUGCGGCGACGGUUGCCAAAGCCAAUGUGGUGGUGGCCCUAGCCCUGGACCUAGUGGCGGAGACAUUACCAAUCUCAUUACUAGAUCAAUGUUUGAUCAAAUUCUUAAGCACCGAAACGACGGGGCGUGUCCCGGCAAGGGUUUCUACAGCUACGAUGCCUUCAUUGCCGCUGCAAAGUCGUUUGGGGGCUUCGCAACCACCGGUGACAACACCUUGCGUAAGAGGGAGAUUGCAGCUUUCUUGGGGCAAACCUCCCAUGAAACUACAGGAGGGUGGCCAAGUGCACCUGAUGGACCAUAUGCUUGGGGAUACUGCUAUUUGAGGGAACAAGGCAACCCAGGAGCUUACUGUGUUCCAAAUGCUCAAUAUCCUUGUGCUCCUGGAAGGAAAUAUUUUGGUCGUGGUCCCAUUCAAAUUUCUUACAAUUACAACUAUGGGCAAGCUGGAAGAGCCAUAGGGGUGGACCUCCUAAACAACCCUGAUCUGGUGGCAACAGACCCAGUGAUUUCAUUCAAGACAGCAAUCUGGUUCUGGAUGACUCCGCAGUCACCCAAGCCUUCUUGCCACGACGUCAUUACCAAAAGGUGGACGCCGUCAGGUGCUGAUCAAGCAGCUGGCCGGAACCAGGGGUACGGUGCAAUCACAAACAUCAUCAAUGGUGGUCUUGAAUGCGGCCAUGGCCAAGAUUCAAGGGUCCAGGAUCGCAUUGGUUUCUAUAGGAGGUACUGUGACAUACUUGGGGUUACCUAUGGGUCAAAUCUUGACUGUGCCAACCAAAGGCCUUUUGGGUCUGGACUCUUGGUGGACACCAUGUAGUUCUCUUGUCCAUAAAAAUACCCGAGUUACUUCUUUCAGUACCGAGUGAAAAAGUAAUAAAAGAGCUUGCUCCAUAUUUUCUUCUUGUAAA
Cornus florida is the source of this 1109-nucleotide messenger RNA. RefSeq names its product basic endochitinase. The record is from RefSeq and is a predicted model, not a curated record. NCBI's taxonomy places the organism in Eukaryota, Viridiplantae, Streptophyta, Magnoliopsida, Cornales, Cornaceae. The transcript has 3 exons. Gene Ontology annotation, biological process: defense response to fungus; carbohydrate metabolic process; cell wall macromolecule catabolic process. The coding region runs from base 53 to 1018 and encodes 321 amino acids. Gene Ontology annotation, molecular function: chitin binding; chitinase activity.